GUCAUACUGAAAGUUGUAGAAAAACCAUCUUUGUUUGUCAGUAUUACGUUUGUGAUAUUUAAAGGUAGAUUCUCUGCAGUUAAGGAAGCAUUCUCAGUCCUAGAAGAGCAAGAGAAAAUUGAUCAGCAAUGGAUGUCAAAAUGAGACCAAAGCUAGAUUUUGCUGAUUUAAGACUAAGUAGGGGUAUGUCGACCAGCUACAGAAUGUUCAAGAGGGAACCGGAUAAGAGAGUGUUCGUCAACCGCAGCCUCAUGCUGGAGAAGGUCAAGUUCUUUGGAUUCGACAUGGACUACACCCUAGCAGUGUACAAAUCUCCCGACUAUGAGGCCCUGGGUUUUAAACUUAUCAAGGAACAGUUGGUGCAGAUUGGCUACCCUGAGGCCCUUCUGGAGUUUGAAUAUGAUCCAACAUUUCCAAUCAGAGGGCUGUGGUUUGACCAGCUGUACGGAAAUCUGCUCAAGGUCGAUCCAUUUGGCAACAUCCUGGUGUGCGUCCAUGGCUUCGAGUUCCUCAAAGGGACUAAUAUACAUGAGAUGUACCCAAACAAAUUUGUACAGCUGGAUGAAAACCGAUUCCGAAUAUUCAACACCCUUUAUGAACUGCCAAUCAUGUACGUGCUGGCUUGUGUGGUGGACCUGUUUAGCCACGAUCCAGCCUACACUAGUGGUGAUUCACCUAAAAGCAGGAAGUCAACAGGAAUUCAGUCUGGUGACUUGACGAUGACAUAUUCAUCUAUAUACCAGGAUGUUAUAGUGGCUACUGAUAUUGUUCAUUGCAAAGGGGGUUCUUUGAAGAAAGAAACAAUGUUAAAUAAGGAGAAGUAUGUGAUCAAAGACAACAGACUACCACAUCUUCUGGACAAAAUGCGGAAACACGGCUCAAAAGUAUUCCUAGCAACGAACAGCGAUUACGUCUACACAAAUACAAUCAUGGAGUACUUGAUGGACUUUCCAGUAAAGUCUGGUGCUACAAAGCGUGACUGGGUCUCGUACUUUGACUACGUGGUCUGUGAUGCCAAGAAGCCUUUGUUCUUCAGUAACGGGACACUGCUUCGACAGGUGGACAGGGCAACAGGAGCAUUGAAGCUGGGCACUCACACUGGGGAAAUCAGAUCUGGACAUAUCUACUCAGGAGGGUCCGUUGAGGUGUUCUCAGAAAUCAUGGGCUCCUAUGACAAGGAGGUGUUAUACAUCGGAGACCACAUUUUCGGCGACAUUCUCAAGUCGAAGAAGCUGAAAGGUUGGCGAACAUUCCUCGUGGUUCCCGAGCUGGCCCAGGAGUUGUCAGUCUGGACCGAGAAAAAGGAUCUGUACUCACAAUUGGAGGAGUUGGAUUUUCAAAUUGGAGAACUUUACAGGAACCUAGACAUGUCGUGUGAACAGGGUCCGGAUAUCAGCCAGAUCCAAGCCAAUAUCAAGAAUGUCACCCACGUGAUGGACAUGUCGUAUGGCAUCCUGGGAAGUCUGUUCAGGAGUGGCAGUUCUUUUGUGGACCCCGACAUUGAUACCUAUGGAUCACGGCAGACGUUUUUUGCGUCCCAAGUGAUGCGCUACGCUGACCUGUAUGCAGCAUCAUUCCUUAACCUCUUACACUACCCGUUUUCCUAUGUGUUCAGAGCUCCUGCAAUGCUGAUGCCGCAUGAGUCUACUGUUGGCCAUGAGGAUGUUUUGCCUCCCCACCACGAGAUUAUUGCCUCUCGCUCGCGUCUCAACAACGAGGAUGGAACCCCACUCCUGUCUCCUACUGUCACACCAAAACGCUUUCCCCUGGAACGAGCUGAAACUCUGGGGGAUAAUGUGCGCAGGUUUGCAGACACACCCCGACAGUUCACUCAAAUCCAAGACGAAGAAGGGGACAGUGACAAUUCUAAGGAUAGCGAUAAGGAGCUCACACCACCUAAUGAGGAUGAAGAAGUUGCAGGUGAAGUGAAUGGAGAGGUGGUGAAUACAGCUUAGAGGCUGCAGGUGCUGUACAGAUGCAGGUGUGUUAGCAGAUGCCCACAGAUUACAGGUGUCAUGUGCACAAACACAAAGCUGUCACGUUUAUAAGAUGAAAGACUGUUGAAGACUUUUGGUAUCGGAAUUCAAGGCUGCUUACUCAUGUAUUCAAGGUUAUUUGUAUUUGGUGAAGGGAUGAAAAAAGUUGCCGACUUAUUGUCUUUCAUACAUUUGGUUGUUUUAAUAAGUACAUGAACAUUGACAUCGCUUAAAGAGUAAAAAGGUUUGUUAGUUGAUUCACAUAUUUGGAUGGUAAUUUUGCUGCUUGUUCAUACAUUUCAUUGAUGACCAGAGAGUAUUUUGUUUCUGCUGAUACCAUGUACAGCUGUAUAUAAUUCUAUUUAUAGAAAAAAAUAUAUGUUUCAAUGUUGGAAUAGUACCAUCACAUGUAGUAAAGAUUUUUGCUUUGUUUAUGUUCCAAUAUAUGGUUAUUUGAUGGAAUUGACUUAAAGUUUUGACUUAAGUUUGAUCUGACUAAAUGAUGUGAGUAUAGUUGUUUGCUUAGAUUGACUUAAUUAUAGGACUUAAGUUGUUUGCUUUAAUUCACUUAAAUGUUGGACUAAUGUUGUUUGCUUUUAUUCACUUAAAGGUGGGACUUCAGUUGUUUGCUUUUAUUCACUUAAAGGUGAGACUUAAGUUGUUUGCUUUAAUUCACUUAAAGGUGGGACUUAAGUUAUUUGGUUUUAUUCACUUAAAGGUGGGACUUAAGUUGUUUGCUUUGAUUCACUUAAUGAUAGGACUUAAGUUGUUUGCUUUAAUUCACUUAAAGAUGGGACUUAAGUUGUUUGCUUUUAUUCACUUAAAGAUGGGACUUAAGUUGUUCACUUAAAUAUGGGACUUAAGUUGUUUGCUUUAAUUCACUUAAAUAUGAGACUUAAGUUGUUUGCUUUAAUUCACUUAAAGAUGGGACUUAAGUUGUUUGCUUAAAUUCACUUAAAGAUGGGACUUAAGUUGUUCACUUAAAUAUGGGAAUUAAGUUGUUUGCUUUAAUUCGCUUAAAUAUGGGACUUAAGUUGUUUGCUUUAAUUCACUUAAUGAUGGGACUUCAGUUGUUUGCUUAAAUUCACUUAAAAGUGGGACUUAAGUUGUUUGCUCAGACAACUAGAUAGGUAUGCACAAAACACUGUGCGCGUAACUGUUAUUGUUGACCACUGCCAAAGAACAAAGAACCGACCAUGAACCCUGAGAUCACUCAUGUAUACAUGUUUAUUCCACAAAUAUACCUUGAUUUUAUUGAAGUCAAAAAUAUAUUUACAUAUUUUUGUCUCUUGUCUCCAUGGUAACAAAUCUUGUCUCCACGGUAACAAAUCUUGUCUCCACGGUAACAAAUCUCAUCUUAAGUUAAAUAUCAAAUGAUAAUAACGAAUGACUGCUUUUUUAAAUCAAUAGUAUUGUGUAGUUAUAAUAUCUUUUCUGACAAAAAUAGUUGUAUUUAUCAGUUCAAACAUAGUAUAAUUGAUUUGCCAGCAGAAACACUGAUACUAUGUUUUAAAAAAAUUACUUUGUUUAAGUUUGGACGUAAAGUCAUGAUAUUAGGAUAUUUUGUUGUACGUAUGUUGAUAAGAAUGAUGACCUUAAUGAUAUUUCACACUGUCUGGAAUCACAUAAAUGCCACACUUGUGUUUGAUGGAUAAAUUGUUCUCGAUAGAUGUUUUCAAAUCUGUAAAUUAGUUUCAUAGUUUUCAAUGAUUGGAAACGUAUCAUCGUCAAUAGUCAUUGAAAUAAGAGUUCUAUACAUAUCACGAGAGAGAUAAAGAAAGUAGCAUUACUGAUAAAGUUAUUGUUUGAUUAGUGCAAUUUUCUUUACAUCAGCUUUAUCACUUAGGAAUUCAUUUUUAAAAGAUUGACAAGAUCGCUGGAAAUGCCAGAGUGAUUAAAAAAAACUGACAUAAAAAAGAAUCAUAGUUUUUAUUUCCUUUUCUCUCAUAAUUUGAGUGUGUAACCGGGAUAUUUGCUGACUAAUUGUGGAUACAAAUAUGGACAUAUGUCAACAAUAAAACAUACGAGACACUUAAGUAUUUACAAUUGCGUAGCUUCCGCUGACAAGCGGAAAGGCCUGGCCUUGCACACAAUUUUGUUUUUUCUUUUUUUCCUGUACAGAAAAGAACAAAAAUUACCCACAAAUCAGAACCUUUUGUAAAUUCUCUCUGUAAAUUUUCCCCUGACCCUUGUAGUUUUGUGCCUACACAUCAAAAAUGGUCCACCUACGGCCAUAACCGAAUUACUUUACAUGUUCACAUGUUACAUUUAUUACAUAAAAACAUUUUGGGACAUUGAUGGUGUUUGAUAUUGAGGGAAUUUGUUACUGACUGAAGUUAUUUGUUAUGUGUAUUCAUUAUAUUUUUACAGCAUAUUUGUUGAAAAAUGUUCUUGAUUACUUAUUAUUCAUUUUAAACUGAGAACCUGUGGCUUAUAGCUAGUUUCAUUUCAUGCAUUUAAUUUUUAGAAAUUUUGCAUGUUUUUCAUAGAUCUAGUGCAAUUCAUUUUAUUAAGUUGCUAAAUCUUAUAAACUCUAGGUAUUGUUAUGGCAUCGGUGUUGUUGGCGCAGUGUCUGUGUCAUCUUAGUGCAAAUACAUAAACCUCGGCUAUAUGUAAAAUACCAUUCAAACUAUUUAAAUGAAACUUGGUAUACAUGUUUCCAGAGACAAUACGCACAUUUGUAUCAAGGCCCAUAACUCUGGCUUUAUCAAUGGUUGAGUUAUGCCCCUCUUUAGAGUGAAAAAUAUCAACAGACUAGUGUUUAACUCCAUGAUUCUCUUGAUUUUUAUUCAGGUAUUUUUUUUAAAAAUUAAUCUUGCCUGUUGCUGGUAACUGUCUCUACUCUGAAAUGCAAGUACAUAUAUUAAUUUAUUAUGUCAUGUCCAGAGGAAACAUUAUUAUAAACCUCAAACAAGCAAUAUUUUGUAUUUCAUUUAGAUCUUAUUACAGUAUAAUUGUGAAUAAAUUGUUUUAUCCACUUUUUGUUACAUACAGGUUAUGUUUUGUAGUAGUGAUUUUAAAUGUGUCCAUUAAUUCCAAUAUAAAAAUUUCACUAUGUUUAUCAUUCCGGUGAACCUUUUCAGCUAAAAUCAUAAAUAAUAGUCAUAUAGCUGUAAUCGACUCACAAAAACCCUUUAAUCCAAAUCAUUUUAUAGCAUCUUUUGUUGUAAUAAUUUUUUGUUAUGAAAUUCAAGCAGUAAGGAGGUGAAAACCCCAUAAAAAAAUUAAAAAAAAAUUAUCUUAGUAUAACUGCGCACACUUAAAAAUGUUUGUAAUUGAAUGUUAAACAAGCUGUUGAUUAAUUAUUGCCAGAUUUAAAAUGUCAUGAAGCCUAUGUUGAUUUUACAAAACAUGACUUAGGUGCCAUUGUUCAGACUGAUUUACCUUGAUAACACUAACUACUCACUGUACGGUGUGUUCAUAAAAAAAUGUAUGUAUUAUUUUGUUGUCGAAAGCCUAUUUUAUCUAUUCUAUGUUUUAUUGAGGACUCUUAUGUAUUAUCUAUUCAACCAGAUGUCUACAAAAGACACAAUCCCGUCAUAACUUUUGUUCUUUUAUCUGUUUUCUUUUUCAUAUAUGUUUUAUAUAUGUUCAAUUUGUUUAGAAUAUAGGUCGCUGUAUUGAUAAAAAAUUAUAUGUGUGUUUAUAACAUUACUGUCAACUUUGAAGGGAUUUAUACUGGUAGAGUGAUUAAUAGCAUUAUUUUUUUUUGAUUUUCUGUAUUAUUUGAUAGUUUUUAUCAGUUUAUUUCUUAUUUGGAUUGUUUUAUCACUAUAUUUUAUCAACAAUUGUGUUCCAGCAAAACUGCACAUUUGUCUUAUUUCAUUUCUAUAUACCCUCAUAUAAUUUGUUGUAAUUUUCCCUGUAUAUUUAUGAUAAAUAUUGAAUAAAUGGUUUUACAAGAGAUAUAAGAAAAUGGAGUUAAAGACAAAACAUCUUUUCCCGAAAGUGAAGAGUUUCUUUUCUUUUCAUUGUAAAUAAUAGGCUAUUUUACUUUAUUUUCUUAAUAUUUAUUUUUUCUUUCUUAUGAUUUUUAAAAGACAAAAAAUUCAGAUAUAGCGAUAGCUUUGGUGUUGACAUAGUAAAACCUAAACAUAAUUUACCUACUUUAUUACCUAGGAACAUAUCUAAGAAACUGUUUGAGAUAAUCAAACUUGGUACAUACGAUGCAAGAGACAAUGUACAACAAGGCCCAUAACUCUGGAUUUGAUCAUUGCUAGCUUAUACCAAGUUUUGGUAAGCAUUGGUUGUCGCUUCGCAGCCCUAUGUUAAUGUGCUUCAGUCAGUAUAAUUGUAAAGUCAGUUCCAUUAGCAUACAUGCCAUAUUUCUGAGAGGCUUCCCAGGGGAUUUCGGUCUGAAUUCCAGGGAAUUUUGAUAUUACACCAGGGGAUUUUUAUGCGGCGAAAAUUUGCGCAAUAUCUGCAUUUAUAAUAUAACAAUAAAAACAGAAAUACACUCAAUUUACAAUAAUUUUUGGACUAAGUCAUCAUGGUCCUUCAUGGAAUUUCACACUCAUAAUAUUAUUGAUGCUUUCCACUGUCAACCAUAAGCAAGUUUUUUUUGUUUUUUUAAAUUCCAGGGGAUAUGGAUCCCCCGGCGGGGGACCAGGGGAUAGGUCGAAAUUCUGGGGGAUUUUUUCCCCCGCCGGGGGGAUAUGGUAUGUAUGCAUUAGCCUAACUUUGGAUAGAUACUUUAAUAAGAUCAUUAAGGGAUAUGUAAUAUAAAUAGUGUAGUCAUAUAAUUUAGACUUAUGUUAUUUAAGCACUUUAGUCAGAUAAUUUCACAUUAGGCAAUAUAAAUAGUUUAGUCAGACCAUUUAGCGUUACGUUAUAUAGAUUCUUUAGUCAGAUUAAUCAGUGAGUUGCAAUAUUCAAUACCAAAGAAAGUUCUCCAUUUGGCAUUAUAACAUUUGAUUUUUUUCAUUUUUUGUCAUCAUUUUAAUUUUGUAACACAACUCAACAAAGAGGUUUGGUUCCUUUGUCAUGACACAUACUUGUCAGAGAAUUCCAUGUUUGUCUCGGCUUUUGUUAACGUGUACAGUAACACAUUUUAGCUGGAGUGUAUUAACAUUAUUGAACAUGUAUUUUCUCCAUUUUGCGGAUAUGAAUGCAGUUGGGCUGGUCAAAGUAUGGAGUCGGACUCCACACAAUUUAACCAGUCCAACUGUGCUCAUACCCCAAAAAUGACAUCAAUCACACAAUUUAUUCCUUAAAUGGUUCGAUUUUUUAUAAUUUGAAUAUUUUUCAUGUCAACUAGGAUAACUUGUAGAACAGUUCAACCAUUGAAGAGAGUUUGUUAUUAAAACACAGGGGCCCAUUUCGAUAAGAUAUCUAAGUCAUAAAGUUAACGCUGCCUAAGGAUGCUAAGGAAAACUGUAAAGUUACAGGCAAAAUCUAUGGGAUAAAAAUUAUAAUGUUCUUUUGAUAUUUUUUGGGGUUUCGAGGUUUCGCAUGGAAAUUAACAAUCUGAAGCUGUACAAUUAACAUUCUGAAGCUGUACAAUCUUGAGAGAAACUGGGCCCUGGACCCCUGAAUCUCUAGAAUAAUCAUUAAUACCUCUAAUAAAGGAUCAAGGUAUUAUCACUAUUUUUUAUUUUGAUAUGAAUAGUUAAAGAAGUUCUGUGACUUUAAAGGAAAAUGUUGAAAAUGAAUCAUGAUACAGCUGUGUUAAAAUAUGAUAGCUCUUCUGAAGCCAUCAUGCUUCAUAUAUUUUGUGAAAUUAGUGUCAACAUUUUGCUUGCAAGGUAAACAUACAGUAUACAUACAUGAAGGUUUAAAUGCUGCUAAUAUUGGAUUUUUUUAAUUAGGGACCUCUUUUAUGAAUGAUUGUUUUUCAAAUAGGUAUUUCCUAGUAGAAACAUGAUUUAUUUUAAAUAUAUUGGUCAUAUUAGAAACAGCUAAUUUGAAUUCCCUAAUACAUGGCUAUACUUUAAAUUUGGGUUUAUAUCUUAAAGGUGCACAAAUUAGGUUGAUGCAAAAAAAUGUUUUUCAAUUUAAAUGCAUUAUCGUCGUUAUCUCAAUUGACUUAAAUGGUUAAAACAAAACAAAAAGCGUAAGAUUUAGGUACCGAUAAAAGAUAUUAGUAAAAUAGGUUGAUUAAAAACUUUAGACAAAAAAAAAAAUCAUUUUACAGCAAGAAAAUUAAUUAAGUACAACUCAUUGUUCUUUGACCAAUCACCCAAGUAUGUUUUUGCUUUAGAAUUUGUUUUAAGUACAAUUUUUUUUUUUAUGAACACAUUUUAUGAGAAGACAUUUUUAAAACAGUAAUCACAUAAACAAUUUUAAAUAACUUUUGAUGUUAUAUGGAAAAUCCGUUUAGAUUGAGAUUUUUUGAACACUGUCAAAGAUCUGCUUAUUUAUAAACGUUUUAAUUGAAUUUGUGAAGUAUUAAGAUAGUGUUGUGCAUGUGUACAAGUGUUUUCAUUGUAAAAAGUAUCAUUGCUAUGUGAUAUCUCUUAUUGUGUAUCUACAUAAUGGUGUAUUUAUUUUUACUGGAAUAAUGUAUUCUUACACUGUAAUAUACUUUAAUAAAUUGUAACAAUGA
This is a messenger RNA of Mya arenaria, 8520 nucleotides long. Its product is annotated as cytosolic purine 5'-nucleotidase-like. NCBI's taxonomy places the organism in Eukaryota, Metazoa, Mollusca, Bivalvia, Myida, Myidae. Bases 129 to 1955 code for a protein of 608 amino acids. The record is from RefSeq and is a predicted model, not a curated record. The transcript is spliced from 21 exons. Gene Ontology annotation, molecular function: 5'-nucleotidase activity.